UCAUUGUAGUGACAAGGAAGGCAAGGUUAUCUAAGAUAGAUUUCUCCUGAAUGAAAAUCGUUUUAAAAAAGAAUGAUCACCAUGUAUAGAGAACAGGCCAUUCCAACCGACAUGAAAACUUUGUUACACAACUGAGUAGUCAACUAAAAUGUCAACUUGUCCACAGUGUACAAUUUAUAAUGGUAAAAAUAAAAUAUGUUUGUUCUGAUUGUCUGCAAAUAAUUUGGUAGACUAGUAAUAUAAUAAUGUGUUUUCCUUCACUCGCAAGACCUGAAGGUCCUAAAGUAUGUGUCUAUGGAGUGGUCAGAGAUGGAGAGAGAACUGGAGAAGCUCAGAGCCAAUCACAGCAGAGGGAUUGAAGGAGAGAGGAAGAAAAAUAACACAGCUUCAUUAGCAUUGUUAGAGAAAAAGUACACAUAUCUGAGUCAAUACUGCCACUCCACUUCAAAAGAGACAGUGUAUAAACCCUGUCCACAGGGCUGGGAACAGUUCUACUCCAAGUGUUACUACUUCUCUACUGAGAGGAAGACAUGGCUUGACAGUCACAGUGACUGCAGUAAACAGGGUGCUGGCCUGGUGAUUAUAGAGAGUAAAGGGGAGCAGGAGUUCGUCACCAACCGCACAAGAGAGCACCCAUACUGGAUUGGCCUGAGUGACUCAGAAACGGAGGGUACCUGGCUCUGGGCAGGCAUAACCUUGCUGCAAAAAGGAUUCUGGAGGAGUGGAGAACCGGAUGACCAUUACUGGACAGAGAACAAAACCCAGGGAAAAAUAAAAGAUGCAGACUGUGUAGUUACUGUACCUGAUGAGAACACAUGGGAAGAUACUCGCUGCUUUUCUAAUUAUAAGUUUGUCUGUGAGACUGACGCUCUUUUGUUCUAAACAGUCUGUCAUGAUGGAUGAUGUGAAUACCAUUAAUUUGUAUUUGGAAACUAUUUGACCAUAUGUCAGAUAGUGAAGCUUGGCUCUGUUCAAUUUAAUUUCUUUAAUCGGCUGAUGGAGUAAUUAAGAGGACAAUCACUUUUUCACAUGGGUGAUAUGGGUGUUUGAUAACUUUUUAAUAACAUAAAUUGUGUUUACUUAAUUUCCCUUUAUGUAAUAUUACUUUUGUCUGAAGAUCUUAAGCCAUUCAGUGUGACAAAAAUGCAAUUAUGAGGAAAUCAGGAAAGGGCCACAUACUUUUUCACAGCACUGUAAAUAAUCUUUGAAUUAUAAAAGAGACAUAACCGGCAUUAGGUUAUAACCAGCAUGUGAGUUCUUGUUUGAAGUCUUGGUCUUGUCUUUUCACAACAUUUUUACACAAAAAGCAACUGUUAACCAACAAAAUGAGUAAGAAGGUUGAAGGGAUUUACUUCAAAAACAAAAUAUGAUUUUGAGGGUUUUGUGCUGGCUGACAUUUUUUUACAGUAUACUAGCUGGCUAACUUCAAUACCCAAGACUCCUCACUAUUCUAUACAUGUACAGACUGAGAUUAAGAGCUGUAAAUAUAAUAGAACUGCGUGCAUACUUUUCAUUUUCUGACUAUUAUUGGCAUGUGCAAUGUAUUACCUUCAGAUUUCACCUAUUUGCAAUAAGGGCUUAACCAGAUUAGAAAUGCAAUGACCAGACAGCAUCAUGGAGAAGUGGAAACAGGUGCCUUGUGGGGAUUUUUUCAGCCGUGACACUCACUUCAGCGUGGAGAGCUGCACGUGUUCUCAGCAUGAAAGCAAAAAUCACUGAUCUCUGAUUCACAUGAUUCUCUUUUCUUGACGUACUGGCUACUGAUUCUGAAACGCAGUAAAAUGUAACUACACAAAUGUUUAUGCAUUUUACCCUGCUUACCCUUUUGAGUCUGCGGUGAGACUCGUUGACAUGUUUACUGUGGUCUUUAAAUGAAAGUCAACCUGGUGAGAAGAACUGCAGGCUAAGAACUGCAGACCUGUAACUGAACAGGAAAUGUUGUGGUUGUAGAUAAGGGAGUGUUGCUUUUCACAUGCCGUUUGACUCUUAUGAAGGAUCUUGUUCGCUUGAGUGAGGCCCAUUUAUCAGUGGGGUAUGGCUCAUGAUCCAGAGUGUGUUGGUGUGGACUGUGUGUCUCAGCUCUCAGCAAGGGAGACACAGAAACAGAGGAGACCCGACUCUGGGUUAAUGUACUGUAGCUCCGCUCCAGAGGGGCAGGAAAUCUAACAGACACAUUACAGUGGAUACAUACACAUUCAAAGGAGAAUAUGGAGAGUAUGAAGCAAACAGAAAACUUGGCAAGAAACCACAUCAACCACCAUUGUAUAUGAAUCUCCACAACAUUUAUCCGUUUCUGCACUUAAUUUUGCCCUCUUACCUGUACAUCUAUUAAUUACACAUGUUAACCUUUGACUGUCCAGUAGUCAGUAUGGUGGGAGUGGUCUGAACACCAUGUAAUCCAGUAUAAUCACUGACUAGACCCAGUGAUUCCUUAAUUACAAUCUGCAGUCAUGCAGUGCUGUAACAGGGACAGAGAAUGGAGACAACACUCACUUGCAGGCAGAAAGUGAAAAUUAGAGCUGUUUCUGUGUCUCCUUCAGCCUCUGUGCUUAUCUUACAGGUUCUAGUGGAGGGUAGAGCCAGGUGACCACUGCAUGAAUCAUAUAGCACCUAUAUGCAGACUGUAAUUACUGUGUCUGCUGAGAAUACAUAGACCAAUGCACACAGCUUUUUUAACCAGACGCCUGCUUGAGAUUGCCAUUCUGCUUCCAUAAACGUCACAUUUUGUGAUGAUUGAUAAAAAAACGGAAAUGGAAAAGUUUUAUUGUGACGCUUAAAAUGCACUGUUACUCUCAGUUACUGUGACAGAGGUUUAAUUGACUGGUAUGAUGUAGUGUGGUUAAAUAUGUUUAAAAGCAGUGGAGCCACUUUCUAAUCUCAUCAUUUAUUUGAUGAUGCAUAUAAUCAUGAG
Anguilla anguilla (European eel) is the source of this 2911-nucleotide messenger RNA. Its product is annotated as C-type lectin domain family 4 member E-like. NCBI's taxonomy places the organism in Eukaryota, Metazoa, Chordata, Actinopteri, Anguilliformes, Anguillidae. The record is from RefSeq and is a predicted model, not a curated record. The coding region runs from base 295 to 882 and encodes 195 amino acids. The transcript is spliced from 4 exons.